AUGCUGCCCCAUAACGAGCAAGAGGAGCGUGUCCUCAUCCUCGGCGCGUCGAGCGGCGUAGGCCACACCAUUGCCAAAAAGUAUGCCCAGCGCGGCGCCAAGGUCUGCGUCGUCGCGCGCAGGGCCGAUAAGAUUAAGGCCCUGGAGGCAGAGUGCGGCAAGGAAUGUCUGGGCCAGGUCGCCGACAUGACAGUGGUGGAGGACAUGGUCCGUGUGAGGGACGCCAUCAGCGCUGCGUGGGGGGGCCUGGACACCAUUCAUGUCUGUGCUGGCGUGUCUGCGCUCCAGCCAAUCCUGUCACUUGCUGGGUCGAGCUCUGUUGGAGAGGAUGCGGGUGCCGAGGGCAUUCAGGCGGCAGUCGAUAUCGCCGGUCGCGCUGUGCAGGGCAACUUCAACGGGCCUCUCGUCGCCGCCCUCACUUUUAUACCAAUGCUGGAACGCACCUCGUCCUCGCCCUCCAUCCUCCUGGUCUCCUCGCUGGCAGCACUCGUCCCCGCCCCUACCCGCGCCCUCUACGCUGCCACGAAGGCCUCAUCCCUCCUUCUCUACCAGGCCCUUGCCAUCGAGCACCCCCGUGUGGCCUUCACCUUCGUGCUCCCGUCCACCAUCGAGGGCAAUUUCCGCGCCUCGGCUGUGGAUUCUGGCCCCGUUCGGGAAGCUGAUCCCAACAAGUAUGGUCUGAAGACCGAGUAUGUGGCCGCGCGGUGCAUUGGUGCCGUGGACCGGCGUGAGACUGGGAGUAUCGUCUUGCCAUGGUUUCCUAAUAUGCUAGGUCAUCAUUUGUACUAUGUCUGGCCGUCGUUUGUGGAACGGAUAGCGGCUAAGAAGUACAAUUUCAAGGCUGCAUAG
Molecule: messenger RNA, 849 nt
Organism: Cryphonectria parasitica EP155
Lineage: Eukaryota; Fungi; Ascomycota; Sordariomycetes; Diaporthales; Cryphonectriaceae
Product: NAD(P)-binding protein
Exons: 3
Coding region: 1-849 (282 amino acids)
Cellular component (GO): membrane
Molecular function (GO): oxidoreductase activity
Source: RefSeq, a predicted model, not a curated record